Molecule: messenger RNA, 2082 nt
Organism: Acomys russatus (golden spiny mouse)
Lineage: Eukaryota; Metazoa; Chordata; Mammalia; Rodentia; Muridae
Gene: Ca10
Product: carbonic anhydrase 10
Exons: 10
Coding region: 1009-1995 (328 amino acids)
Molecular function (GO): zinc ion binding; carbonate dehydratase activity
Source: RefSeq, a predicted model, not a curated record
UCCUGGGCUAGACCUUCUGCGGACCCGCUGGCUCCCGCUCCGCCAGGGUGGUGGGUGGUGCUCUCGCCGCCCCCUCCUUCCCCUGGGGCCCCGGAGAGCAGCGCGCUGGGCAAGAGUGCGCGCGCGCGCGGGCUUGCUGGGGAAAUCUUCCCUAGAAGCUGCCGAGUGUCGCCGACCUAGAGUAUCCCGGGGUCGAGCAAAGCCACCAAAGCAUUUGAGAGCUUCCUUAAAGAAAAACGGUGAAUGACAAAUAAGAAGGGAAACCCGUUUCCCCAGACGCUGGGUUUCCGAAGGUAGUGGGUCUUCCCGUAGAUGGUCUGGUAGGAACGCGCUUGGCGGCCUCUGGUACCCGGACUUAAAGUGGAGGUUAGGAGAGACUUGCCGGCAAGAGUUUCACCUGAUCUGGAAACCUGCAAAGAGAAUUGUAGGAAAACCGGUUGGAUCGGAGCCAGCAGCCACCUUCUGACCAUGCCUCGGUGAAGGGGGGCGGACUUCGAGGGCAACUUGUCGCGGACUACCUGGGCUCAGCAAACACAGGGGAAGAGGCCAAAAGCCCGGAACUGCUCAGUUCGGCACGGCGGGGGGCUGUUGUCUAUGUCUUCUUGUGGCGCUUGGCGGAUCGGGGUCUCGGUUUUGCAGGAAGAUCCCAGCGCUGGUGGUUUCAGGUGGCUGCCACCUCCUCUGCCGCGGUCGCCGCAAGUGCUGUUUCCACCGCUGGUAAAAGAAGCAGAGACACAAGAGCAGGGAGACCUCGGAGGCUACGAGGCAUCGGACAUGUGUCAGCACAUCUGGGGAGCACGUCCGAAGAGCCCUAGGGGAGAUUUGCAGAAACAAUUCAAACUGCGUUAUUGAUCUUGGGGGUGACUGUCCCUGGCCGGCUGUCGGGUGGGAGCGCGAGUGUGCGCUCUCUGGAGAGUGUGUGCGUGUGUGUAUGUGUGUGCAGUGUCGGGCUCCCCCCUUCCCCCCUGUUUUCCCGUCGAGUGAUGCACCUGGAAUGAGAAUCAGAGGAUGGAAAUAGUCUGGGAGGUGCUUUUUCUUCUUCAAGCCAAUUUCAUCGUCUGCAUAUCAGCUCAACAGAAUUCACCAAAAAUCCAUGAAGGCUGGUGGGCAUACAAGGAGGUGGUCCAGGGAAGCUUUGUUCCAGUUCCUUCUUUCUGGGGAUUGGUGAACUCAGCUUGGAAUCUCUGCUCUGUGGGGAAGCGGCAGUCGCCAGUCAACAUAGAGACCAGUCACAUGAUCUUCGACCCCUUUCUGACGCCUCUGCGCAUCAACACUGGGGGCAGGAAGGUCAGUGGGACUAUGUACAACACUGGAAGGCAUGUGUCCCUCCGCCUGGACAAGGAGCACCUGGUCAACAUUUCAGGCGGGCCCAUGACAUACAGCCACCGCCUGGAGGAGAUCCGGCUCCACUUUGGCAGUGAAGACAGCCAAGGGUCUGAGCACCUCCUCAACGGACAGGCCUUCUCUGGGGAGGUACAACUCAUCCACUAUAACCACGAACUAUACACAAACGUCACAGAAGCUGCGAAGAGCCCGAACGGAUUGGUGGUAGUUUCUAUAUUUAUAAAAGUUUCUGAUUCGUCAAACCCAUUUCUUAAUCGAAUGCUCAACAGAGAUACUAUCACAAGAAUAACAUAUAAAAAUGAUGCAUAUUUACUACAGGGACUCAAUAUAGAGGAGCUGUAUCCAGAGACCUCUAGUUUCAUCACUUAUGAUGGGUCGAUGACUAUCCCGCCCUGCUAUGAGACAGCGAGUUGGAUAAUAAUGAACAAGCCUGUGUACAUAACAAGGAUGCAGAUGCAUUCCCUACGCCUCCUCAGCCAGAAUCAGCCAUCACAGAUCUUUCUGAGCAUGAGUGACAACUUCAGGCCUGUCCAGCCACUCAACAACCGCUGUGUCCGCACCAACAUCAACUUCAGUUCACAGGGGAAGGACUGUCCUAACAACAGGGCCCAGAAGCUACAGUACAGAGUAAACGAAUGGCUCCUCAAGUAGGGAACUAAGCCAAGAAGAAUCCCACCUCAGUGAAAUUCUACAACUGUGAAUUGACGUGGCCCAGAAUGCCCCCCCUGCCCCCUCCCC